This is a messenger RNA of Aspergillus brunneoviolaceus CBS 621.78, 406 nucleotides long. RefSeq lists its product as uncharacterized. The record is from RefSeq and is a predicted model, not a curated record. The transcript has a single exon. The coding region runs from base 24 to 236 and encodes 70 amino acids. Lineage: Eukaryota; Fungi; Ascomycota; Eurotiomycetes; Eurotiales; Aspergillaceae.
ACUGCAGUGCUGUACCUACAUGCAUGCACAUAACUGUUUUCCCUCCUCCCUCCCUCCCACUCUCUAUCCCUCUCUUCAUCCCUCUCCUCCAGGCUCCUCCUCCCUUCUUCCUUGAACAGUACUCGGAAUCCCGCUCCCUGCCUUCUUCUCCUCUUCUCUACCCUCCUCUCGUAUCCCCCUGCUUGUUCAAAAUCUUCUACUCCUCCUUUCCACUCGUCGCUCCUACAUGCGCCUGACCUGUAGGAUGUGGACCCCUGCUUUUCUCCACCCUCCUUCCAUGCAUGCGACACAUCAGCGACCAGAAGAUUAGUUAUGCGAUCACAAGCUCCCACACUGGCAAUUUUCAAAGGAAAAUAAAUAGACAAAUAAAUAAAACAUAAAUAAAACCCCGCCACCAAUGAGAGAC